Staurois parvus is the source of this 358-nucleotide messenger RNA. The record is from the annotation of a GenBank genome assembly. Lineage: Eukaryota; Metazoa; Chordata; Amphibia; Anura; Ranidae.
UACACUGAUCAUCAGUGCCCAGAUGAUCAGUGUGAUCUGCUGUUUAGAGUGGGAGGACGUCACCUGUCAGUGCCCAUCAGUGCCAUCUGUCAGUGCUCAAUGCCACAUACCAGUGGCCAUCAAUGCCACAUAUCGGUGGCUACUAGUGCACAUCAAUGCCACAUAUCAGUGCCCAUCAGAGCUGCCAGUCAGCGCAGCCUAUUAGUGCCAGUCAGUGAUGCCUAUCAGUGCCCGUCAGUGCCACCUAUCAGUGUCCUAUGUGUGCUGCCUUUCAGUACCCAUCAGUGAUGUUUGCCAAUGCCCACCAGUGAUGCCUGGAAAUGCCCAUCAGUGCAGCCUCAUUAGCGCACAUCAGUGA